CUCAACCAAAAUAACCAUUACCAAAAAUAUAAUAAUACUAUAUAUUAUAGCCUCAAGGAGAAGAUAGGAAAAGCAGGUACACACAUACAUAUAAUACAAUAGAGCAGAGAGAGAGAGAGAGAGAUAAAAUAUAUGUGUCAUAGAGUACAGAGAGAGAGAGCACAAACAACGAGGUGUAUUCUGAGUUUGGUUAUAUAUAAAUUUUGAUCAUUCUCUGAACCUUUGAAAGGAGUAACUUUUUUUUUGGGUUUUGGAUUUGGGAUUGGAUUUUGUAUCUGGGUCUGUUUGGAAAAGAUUCAAAGAAAGAUGACGAGCUCGUCGGAGUUUUGUGAGUUUUCAGGGCAAAGGCAAGGGAAGUUGCCGGAAAAGGCAAGCUUUUCUCAGAGGUGUAGCUUGCUGAGUCAGUACCUUAAGGAGAAGGGUUCCUUUGGAGAUCUCAGCCUCGGUAUGACUUGCAACAUCGAAUCCAACGGGACACCUGAGAUGUACCGUCAAUCAGCCUCAACAAUGAAUUUAUUUCCGGUGAAUGAGAAAUUAAGUGAUGUUUCAGGCCAAAGCGAGGCGGCCAAUCGGAACCUUCAAUCCAUUGAUCUGUUCCCUCAACCUGCUGGGUUUACUACUCCAUUUCCUAAGGAGGAGGUCCCAAAGAUUGCUGACUCUAGAUUGAACAAGCCUGCCACAGCAGAGCCUGAAAAGGCCCAAAUGACAAUAUUCUAUGGUGGACAAGUAAUCGUGUUCAACGAUUUUCCAGCUGACAAGGCAAAGGAAGUGAUGCUAUUAGCAAGCAAGGGAACCCCCCAGAGUCACAACACCCCCUUUGCUUCUAAUCCGGCUACUAACAACCAGCCUGCCUUUGCUCCUAACUUGGCCAGGAACUCUGCUGAAUCCAGCACUUCAAUUGCUACUAGCUCUAGCGGCGUUGUUCCUCCAAAUUUUGGCAAUAAAGUGAUUAGCGAAUGCGCUCAACCAUCUCCUCAACCUCUUGCUGCUGAUUUACCAAUUGCAAGGAGAGCUUCACUGCACCGAUUCCUGGAGAAGAGAAAAGAUAGGAUCACUGCAAAGGCACCAUACCAAAUAAACAACCCAGAGGAAGCCCUCCCAACUAAGCCAGCUGAAUCCAAGCCAUGGCUAGGCCUGGCUGCUCAGCUAAAGCAGUAGUUAAUUUUUAUAUUCAAUUUUAGGCAUUUUACAAUUCAAGCCUGCUUUCCUUCUCUCCUUUUUUUUAGUGGGCUUUUAAAGCCUACUUUAUAAUAUGUUUUCACUUUUAGCUUCGGCUCUAGUGAACCUGCCUUUAGAUCUAACUUUCGAUGAAUCUUAGUGAUGUAAUUAAAUUUGAUAUGAUUAUUAUCUGAGUUCUGAUAAUUUUGAAUGGAUAAAUGAACUAAUUAAUUUUUCAA
Quercus robur (English oak) is the source of this 1397-nucleotide messenger RNA. Its product is annotated as protein TIFY 10A. Gene Ontology annotation, biological process: response to wounding; regulation of jasmonic acid mediated signaling pathway; regulation of defense response. NCBI's taxonomy places the organism in Eukaryota, Viridiplantae, Streptophyta, Magnoliopsida, Fagales, Fagaceae. Gene Ontology annotation, cellular component: nucleus. The coding region runs from base 307 to 1158 and encodes 283 amino acids. The transcript has 5 exons. The record is from RefSeq and is a predicted model, not a curated record.